AUGAGCUCAACAACAUUUGAAGAGCUAGUUUGUUUGGUUGGUCCUCGUGUAACAAGAUUUCCAAGUUUUAGAAAGGAUACUUUAGUUGUUGGUGAAAUAUUAUCAUGUACAUUGAGAUACUUGGCUUCAGGAGAUAGUAUGAUGUCUUUGGUGUACUCUUUCCGUAUGGGUCAUUCAACAAUAUCAAAAUUGAUUUGUGAAUGCUGUUCAGUCCUUUGGCAGGUUCUUGAGAAAAAGGUUUUAUUAACUCCAAGUGUCUUAAAUUGGAAAAAACGGCUAGAGAAUUUGAAGACAAGUGGAAUUUACCACAUUGUGUUGCAGCGAUUGAUGGAAAACAUAUUGUUCAUCAAGCUUUUUCAAAUGAUAGUUCUACCCAUUUCAACUAUAAGGGUACACAUAGUACAGUUUUGUUGGCUAUAUGAUGCAUUUCCACUUACCGAAUACUUGAUGAGGCCAUAUCCUGGUCGUGGAAGAUCUACUAUGCCAAAAGAUGAAGAAAUUUUCAACUAUAGGUUAAGCAGAGCACGACGAACUAUUGAAAAUGCUUUUGGCAUACUAGCAUCAAGAUUUAUAAUUUUCAGAAAGCCAAUAAUAGAUUCAGAAAAAACAAUAAUAAAUAUAACAAAAGCAACAAUUGUUUUACACAACUUUAUAAAAAAGUUAGAAACAGACGCAGGUAUAAGCAUGUACAACCAAACCAUAUCAUGCAGUGCAAGCAACAUGCAAACAGAUGAACUACAAGGGUUAGUCCCAAUAAACCGUGCAGGUUCAAAUCAUUAUAGUUCAAAUGCCAAAGAAAUAAGGGACAAAUUAAAAAUAUAUGUUAAUCAUGCAGGAGCUUUAGAGUACCAACAGAGACAGUUAUAA
Macrosiphum euphorbiae (potato aphid) is the source of this 867-nucleotide messenger RNA. The record is from the annotation of a GenBank genome assembly. NCBI's taxonomy places the organism in Eukaryota, Metazoa, Arthropoda, Insecta, Hemiptera, Aphididae.